Amphibalanus amphitrite is the source of this 1592-nucleotide messenger RNA. Its product is annotated as NFU1 iron-sulfur cluster scaffold homolog, mitochondrial-like. Bases 195 to 1040 code for a protein of 281 amino acids. NCBI's taxonomy places the organism in Eukaryota, Metazoa, Arthropoda, Thecostraca, Balanomorpha, Balanidae. The transcript has 7 exons. Gene Ontology annotation, biological process: iron-sulfur cluster assembly. Gene Ontology annotation, molecular function: iron ion binding; iron-sulfur cluster binding. Gene Ontology annotation, cellular component: mitochondrion. The record is from RefSeq and is a predicted model, not a curated record.
AAUUUUGAAUAGUAUCUGACUUUGGAUAUUUGUUUGGAGAAAAUCGAAAAACGCAGAAAACAAUAGAUCCGGCGGAAAAACCCGGAGAAAGUUUCGAUAGAUUUAUAAUUGGGCAGAGAAUCGAGUGUGGACAGUGCUUGUAGUGUUGGACCUCAACGGUGACUCAGUGUGUUGCCUCCCUCAGGUUCUGUGAGAUGCUGCUGCCAGUGUGCCGAGCCUGCAGCAGGAGGCUGGUGCCCACAGCUGCUGGGGCGGCUGCUUCCUGGACCAGGAGGGCUCACACUCUCCUGCCAGGUAGAGUCAGUGUGUCGUCUCUACGUACUCCGGCCGCUCUACUGGUCCCGAGGGUGUCCGCCCCGGCACUGCUGCCGGCUCGCACCAUGUUCAUCCAGACGCAGGAGACGCCCAACCCCAACAGCCUCAAAUUCCUUCCGGGAAGAACGGUGCUGGAGGAGGGCGGCACGCUCGACUUCCCCACCGUGGCCACGGCGCAGCACUCGCCGCUGGCCAAGCUGCUCUUCCGCAUCCCGGGCGUCAGGUCUGUCUUCCUCGCCCCAAACUUCAUCACGGUCACCAAGAUUGACGACGAGGUGGAGUGGAAGGUCAUCAAGCCGGAGAUUUUCGCCACCAUGAUGGAUUUUUUCACGUCGGGACUGCCCGUCGUACACCAGGCCGCCUACGACGCCGCCGACGGACGCCAAGAUGGCGCGGAGAGCAGCGACGAGGACGAGGUGGUGGCCAUGAUCCGCGAACUGCUAGACACACGUAUCCGUCCCACGGUCCAGGAGGACGGCGGCGACAUCGUCUUCAUGGGCUUCGAGGACGGCGUGGUGCGUCUGAAGAUGCAGGGCUCGUGCACCAGCUGUCCCAGCUCGGUGGUGACGCUGAAGAACGGCGUCCAGAACAUGCUGCAGUUCUACGUGCCCGAGGUGGUCUCGGUGGAACAAGUCAUGGACGAGGCGGACGAAGUUAUCGAGGACGAAUUCAAAAAGUUCGAGAAAAAGAUCAACGACGACAAGUCAAAGUCUGAAGUCAAAUAGUGUUGCACUGAUGAUGAGGCUGGUAUGUUCUGUUACAAGUGCUGUGUGACGCGCUGGAGCAGUGAUGUGCUACAUGAUGUACAUUGUACAUGAUGUCAUGUCUGCGGUCUUAUAUUAAAACUGUGUGACACUACUGGUAGGAACUCGGGACACAUUACAUUGCCGAGAUACGAAGCGGCAACCGUUUGAAAAACUGAUCGGUACCAUGCGACAAACUCGGAACACAUUACGUUGCCGAAAUACGAAGCGGCAACCGUUUGAAAAACUGAUCGAUACCAUGCCACAAUCCACAUCUUAUGUGUUGCAUACUUCAGCAAAGAGUGUGCCACACUCAAUAGGCUUCGUUAUGUUUAGUUUCAGCGUCUAUUUGUUGCUGUUUUCGCAUGGUGCAUAAUAUUGCUCUGCAGGUAGGCAGACACGGAUUGUGGUCCACUCUGAGGCAUGAGUGGAGUGGCGCUUGCUGCUACAUUGCUUAUGCUGCUCCAGUAGCCUGAAACAAUAGCCAAAUAAUGAUAUACCUAUUAGGCGAAAAAUAAAUGUCGCCGAACUGAA